AUGCGCAUGGAGAUCCUGGGUCUAUCUGCUCUUGCUGCCCUCAUCCCACUGCCCACCCACAAGCAGAUCUUCCUCUACAACAAGACCUUCGGCGCGGAUCCCCAAACCGACAAUACCACAGUUGCAGCAUGGGACUCGCUACUCCCCGCCAUUAACCCGUAUCCCGUGCUCGGAAACAAACAAACAGUCGGCCAGAGCUCGGUGCGCUAUCCCCCCGGGAGCCAGAAUAUCUACACUUUAUCUGUGGCGCACCAACUGCAUUGUCUGUGGUCUAUCCAUCAGAACUACUACAGCGCUGUACACGGGGCGCCGGACCGCCAGGGUGACCAUAUAGCUGCGCACAUGCGGCAUUGCUUCGAUUAUCUGCGGCAAAGUCUCAUCUGCGCAUCGGAUUCCACGCUCGAGCCUGUUGAUACCAAGCUGGGCGGCGUCACUGGAUGGGGCAGCGAGCGCGUGUGUCGGGACUAUGCCGCUCUAUCGGAAUGGGCGGAGGGGCGUAGAGUGAGUAAUGCUAGGGGGUUUUCGGGCCAUGAUACGAAUCAGGGCGGAGUGGGAGUUGUGUGA
Molecule: messenger RNA, 564 nt
Organism: Aspergillus steynii IBT 23096
Lineage: Eukaryota; Fungi; Ascomycota; Eurotiomycetes; Eurotiales; Aspergillaceae
Exons: 4
Coding region: 1-564 (187 amino acids)
Biological process (GO): mycotoxin biosynthetic process
Source: RefSeq, a predicted model, not a curated record